AUGUUAUUUCCUCUCUUGUUUUUCUUUCCAUUUUUUUUCUUUCGUUCUAACGGUUUAUUUAUUCCUUUGUUUUGUUCGUUUAAUUUUUCAUUUAUUCGUUCGUUUAUUCUUUUUUUUAUAUUCAUAUCUUUGACAUUUUUUAUUUAUUAUAAUUUCUUCUUCCUGUUUUCGUUUUUCAUUCCUUUCUUUCUUUCUUUUUUCUUUUCUGUUCAUUUUUCCAAUAGAAAAUGUCAAAUGUUCAUUCCUCUAUUUCUUUCAUUCUUAUUUAGGUUCAUUUCAUCUUUUCAUUCAUUUCGCCACCAUCUUUAUUCGUUGAUCUUUUUUUUGCUUCUCUUUUACAAUCUGUUCUUUUUCGCUCCCGUCUUUCAAUCCGUUAUCUUUCAUUCUUUUGUAUCUUUCAUUAUUUUUUUAUCAUUCAUUCUUUUUAUCUUUAAUUUUUUCAAACUUUCAUUCUUUUUAUAUUUCAUUCUUUUUAUAUUUCAUUCUUUUUAUAUUUCAUUCUUUUUUAUCGUUCAUUCUUUUUUUGCAUUCAUUCUUUUAUAUCUUUCUUUCUUUUUAUCUUCAUUCUUUUUAUUUUUCAUUCUUUCUAACUUUCAUUCAAUUUGA
Messenger RNA from Acanthosepion pharaonis, 606 nucleotides. Lineage: Eukaryota; Metazoa; Mollusca; Cephalopoda; Sepiida; Sepiidae. The record is from the annotation of a GenBank genome assembly.